Molecule: messenger RNA, 297 nt
Organism: Dictyostelium purpureum
Lineage: Eukaryota; Evosea; Eumycetozoa; Dictyosteliales; Dictyosteliaceae
Exons: 1
Molecular function (GO): protein binding
Source: RefSeq, a predicted model, not a curated record
GAUGCACUAUUACAAUGGUGUAAAGAUUCAACCCAGGGCUAUAAAGGUGUCGAAAUUACAAACUUUACAACCUCAUGGACUGAUGGUGUCGCUUAUUUAGCUUUGGUUCAUAGAUUCAAACCAAGUUUACUUGAUUUCAGUGCUGUAACAAAUAAAGAUAAACAUGCAAAUUAUAAGCAAGCCUUCAAAUUAGCUGAAGAUCAUCUCGGUGUUCCAGCAUUUAUCGAUGCUGAUGAUUUAGCCCAAUUACCAUUCGUCGACAGACAAAGCAAUGUUUGUUAUCUCGCAGAAUUUUAU